ACUGCCACCAUAACUCUCUGGUCCAACUUUCCCGCCACUAUUACUGACCCUAUUCAUGUCGAUUUAUUUGAAGAUACAGAGGAGAAGGGAAGGUGACUGAGGGGAAAAGGAAACAACAUGGCAUGCUUUGUUCCUUUUGAUAACAGAAACUUGGAUAUAAGCUUCUUUGUUUUCAGGCCAACAGUAGUACUCGUUGACGAACUCACUGAAUCACUCAAGCAUUUCUCUCUGUGCACUGAAAGUCUUGGUUGUGUUCAGAGUUCUAUUUUCAAGAGCAUCCAUGGAAACAUGAUCAUAUGGUAUGGAGGAUGGAUGAAGAAAUCUGCUGAAAACAAAGACCUGUUGACUUCAACCUUAUUGUCAAUGUUAGCAGAUGUGUUAAGCACGGCAGUCCUAAUUGAACACCACUUCUCGGAUGCAUAUGGUGGAGAAUCAAGAGAUGGAACCUCAGCAGCCAAGUUCACCACAGGUGACAUAAUCUCCAUGAACAUCAUCGAACCUUCGUCGGGGGACCUAAACGACCUGUCCUAUGCCAACUUAGCGCUCUUCAAGUCCCGUUUCUUGAAGAUGGAAGGGGCAAGAGCAGGGGUUUGCUUGAAGUGCCUUAGCAUGCCAAAAGUGGCAUGUCUUUAUGUAUGGAAAUCACUCCAAUUCUGCUAUUCAUGGAUCCUCAACACAGAUUACAGGCGGACCAUGUUACCCUAUCUAGAUCGAUUCUCUCUUAGUAUUAAGUAUGACAUCUUUUGGGUAGUCUAUGUUAGCUGUGAAAAUGUACUGAAUUAUCAUGUGCCAACACCUCAGCAGGCAUUAGAAAAUAGAGGAGAAGCCAAAGAGGAAAGGCAGAUCAUCCCAAGUUGAAUGAAGUAUUGUAUCAAUCUUUUAAAUCAACUUACGGCUAGUGUAACUUACAUCAGUACUUAUAUUAAUCAAUAAUGUUAUGUACA
This is a messenger RNA of Rubroshorea leprosula, 944 nucleotides long. Lineage: Eukaryota; Viridiplantae; Streptophyta; Magnoliopsida; Malvales; Dipterocarpaceae. The record is from the annotation of a GenBank genome assembly.